CCAUCAAUUUACAAAACCAAGCUACAAGAUCGGCGAAACAAUAGGAACCGGCUAGGGCGAGCAGCGCCUACGGCGUGUAGAGAGGUUAUGAGCGGGACGGCUCGCCUACCAACCGAGGCUGGACAAGGGAGGAGACCACAUGACAAAAGAAGGGGAAACGGGAGCCGGUAG
Dovyalis caffra is the source of this 171-nucleotide messenger RNA. Lineage: Eukaryota; Viridiplantae; Streptophyta; Magnoliopsida; Malpighiales; Salicaceae. The record is from the annotation of a GenBank genome assembly.